AUGGAAAUAAGUGAUUCAAACAACAAGCUGAGGAAGGUUAAGUAAUACAACACCACUGAAAAGCAAAGUGUGUGAAUGAAUAUAAGAGAGGAGGAGGACCUAAGAAGCGAUACAAAGCGUUACAGGUCAAAAGAAGAACUACAGUAGGAUACAUGAUUUUGCGAAAUAUGUCAAACUUUACAACAAAUUCUUCAAAUAUGCCAUCACUUUAACGUGCACUGUGUAUAAAUGACCGUACACCAAUUUGUCUCCCUUUUCCUCUUUUGCUUUCACCGAUAAUAUGGUUUACUGUAGCGCCAAGGCAGACAUGGAAGACAGGGGCGAGGCGAGCACUUGUAGCCACGAUGGAGCAGAAAAGAACGAUGAUCCAGCAGCCAGGAGUGACAAGUCUAACAAUGACCCACGCCUCCCACACCUGCAGACCGUCAAGAUCGACAAUUGGUGCGGACGGCGGUGGCUGACGAUGAGCAUUCUGGAGGCUGCUGGUGGUGGUGCUGGUGGAGGUGCUGGUGGUGGUGUGGGCGUGGUGUUCAUUCCCAGCCUCGGCGGUACAAUGAGGAGCCUGCCCGCCCUCUCCCUGCAGGCCAUGUGUGGUAGGCUGGGCGUCCCUUUUCUUAGGUAUGACGCCACUCACCUGGGGGCCUCGGUGCUGGAGACCACCUCUUUGCCCGGCCAGGUGCUUACCCUGUGGCAAGACGACGCGGCUAACAUGGUGCUCAGUCAAGCCCCCGGGAACAGGCUAGUGCUAGUGGGCUUCUCCCUGGGCGCUACAAUCGCUCUCACUCUCGCGCGGGAACUCCCCAAACACAUCGCGGGUCUCCUCCUUAUCUCGCCUCUCGUUAACCUGAGGAAGGUGCUGCCGCGCGCCACCCGCCUGGCCUCCCUCUACUUCCUCUCCUCCACGCUGAGGACCCGCGUCACCUUCAGGGAGCUCCGGGCCUUCCAGAGGGACCUUCAGGCACACGCGUUUCCGUGUCGCAAGGGCGCGGUGAGGGUGGAGUGCCCUGUCAGGAUAGUGCAGGGUAUGAAGGACACGUUCCCGUACUGCAACGCGGUGAGGCUGAGUACCAUGCUGGGCCAGGAGAACGUGAUCCUCGACCUGGUGAAGGAGGAGGACCACUACAUGCAGAGGAACGAGGGGCUCAGGGCCACCUCCGCCGCCCUCACCAACCUCCUGGACCACGUGUAGGCUGUAUGUGGUUGGGGUGGUGGUGGGGUAGGGUGGAAGAGAAGAAGGGGAGAAGACAUGUGGGGGAAGGAUAAGGUUGGGGAAGGGAGGGGGAGAAUAUGCUUGUUGUUGUGGUGUGUGUGUGUGUGUGUGUGUGUGUGUGUGUGUGUGUGUGUGUGUGUGUGUGUGUGUGUGUGUAAACUAGAAUAUAUAUAAGGAUCCAUGAGAACCGUUUUUGUUUUAUUAGUUUAUUUAAUUAUCUAUUUUUAUUUAUUUAUUUAUUUUUCUACAUUUAUUUAUUUAUUUUUGCUUUUUCAUCAUAUUUUCUUCAUUGAGUUCCCUCCUUCACUGUACAGAAAGUAACAUAUAAAAAGGAAUGUUUGUAUUGUGAUUUUUAUGUGGUCGAACAAUGCUUUAUUGUGUAUUCAAGAUAAAGUGGAUAUAUACUUUCAGUGUUACACGGAAUAAAAUCAGUUAAUUAAAAAAUAUACAUAACUUUCCUUGUUUCAGCUUUCACGUCUCAAAGAAAAACUCGAAUGUAGUUUUAACGUUACCAAA
Messenger RNA from Eriocheir sinensis (Chinese mitten crab), 1726 nucleotides. RefSeq names its product palmitoyl-protein thioesterase ABHD10, mitochondrial-like. The coding region runs from base 281 to 1189 and encodes 302 amino acids. Lineage: Eukaryota; Metazoa; Arthropoda; Malacostraca; Decapoda; Varunidae. The transcript has 5 exons. The record is from RefSeq and is a predicted model, not a curated record.